This is a messenger RNA of Ipomoea nil (Japanese morning glory), 1929 nucleotides long. Its product is annotated as molybdate-anion transporter. Gene Ontology annotation, molecular function: molybdate ion transmembrane transporter activity. Bases 226 to 1569 code for a protein of 447 amino acids. Lineage: Eukaryota; Viridiplantae; Streptophyta; Magnoliopsida; Solanales; Convolvulaceae. Gene Ontology annotation, biological process: molybdate ion transport. The record is from RefSeq and is a predicted model, not a curated record. Gene Ontology annotation, cellular component: membrane. The transcript has 9 exons.
UUGUAGAAUAAUGAAAUCUACAAAACGCCCAAUUAACGAUUUGGCGGUUAAUGCCCGGAGGGCAGCGGCAUUCCCAGGUGUCGGGGAGCUCCAUUGAUUUUGAUUGUCGUCUGAAUCAAAACGCACGCUCGGGGAAACAACACUGGAUCUAGGGUUUUCAGGUCUCUUAUAAUAAGAUCUUCCCCUUUUGUAUUCAGUUUUCACAUUUGAUUCCCGCCAGAGCAAAUGGGAGUGGUGAUUGAGACCGUUGUGUGGGAGCCCAACCCUGCACUCUACAUCUUCCUCUUCGCAUCAUCUUUACUGUCAAUUUUAUGUUUCCCCGUCAACUCUAACCCCAGAACUUCCAAUGUCCUCGACCAUUCAAUCUCGCCUUCCCUCUCUCGCUUCCGAAGAAACUUCAUUUUCUUAUUUUCCAUCUCUUCAGUGAUGGAGGGCUUGUGGGCUGUGUUUGGGGAGUAUGAAUUGACAUAUUAUGGAGUUAGCAAGGACCAGAUGCUACUAUCGCUGUGUAUUGGAUGUGUGGCUGUUCUCUUUGUUGGCUCCUUUUUGGGGAUACUGUCAGAUUUGAUUGGUCAAAAGAAAGUGUGUUUGUUAUUUUUCAUGCUGCACCUCUUUGUUGCCAUUUGGAAGAGGGUUAAUGCAAAUCCUAGUGUUUGGAUUACCAGUAUCUGCCUCUCUCUUGCCUCUUCAAUUUUCUUCUUCAAUUUUGAGACAUGGAUGGUAGUUGAGCAUGAAAAGCAAGGGCUGAGGCAGGAUAUGUUAAAUGAAAUGUUUUGGUUAAUGUCCUUGGUUGAAUCUGCAUCGUUCAUUGGUAGCCAAGUGCUUGGGAACUGGCUCAUUGCUGGUAAUGCAGAGUCAAUUACACAUUCUCUUCCCGUUGCAGCUGCAAUACUGGCAAUUGUUGCUUUAAUAUAUGCUAGUCGAGGAUGGAAAGAAUCAACACAAACUUCUGAAUAUAAAAAUUAUCAAAUCAAAUUCCAUACACUCUUCGCUGAUAGAAGAAUAUGGCUGCUUACAUGGGUGCAAGCUUGUGUUCAUUUCUCAAGUGCUGUAUUUUGGAUUCUCUGGGCUCCAACUAUGGUGGCUGAUGGGAGAGAGAUUUUGUUAGGUCUGCUAUACCCUUGUUUCCUUGGUGCGAGAAUGCUAGGCAGCACUGCAUUUCCAUGGUUCAAUGGGCCAUUAUCACUUCGAACUGAGGAAUACUUAGUAUACAUUUUUAUUGUUAUGGGCUCUGUUCUAUCCAUUGUAGCUUUUGACUACCAGGAAAUUGAAGCUCUUUUGAUACUAUUCUGCGUAUUCCAUGCCUGUGUAGGACUGGUUUUGCCAUCACUUGCCAGAUUAAGAACCAUGUUUGUACCAAAUGAACUCCGUGCAGGAAUGAUGAGCUUAUCUCUGUUUCCAUCAAAUGCUGCACUCUUGUUCUUUCUGGUGCAGCGAAGUUAUAGCCAUAACCUUGGAAAUUCAACCAUUAUAGCGGCGGGUGCUCUUGGACUUUUCACUGCAGCCGGUUGCAUGUAUAUGUUAAAGCGGUUGGGGAAGCAACUUCAUCGAGACUGGCAUAAGUCAUGAUUCUGCCUUUGGAUAUUAUCGUUCAUCCAAGCAGGUGGAUUGUUAAUAAUCCACAAUUCGGAGACGAAAUUUUUUCAUUCUGAAACCUGUGAAGCAUUAGAUUCCUUUGUGAAUUGUGGAUCUCAGAGGAAUCAUGCAAAUGUUCAUUGUGGGCACUGGUCUACUUAAAAAGUUUGAAGAGGAGAUGAAUACUUCUUACAGCCAGAAUUCAUACAGAUAAAGCUACCUUUGCUGUAAUUAUAGUUAGUAGGUCUUGCACAGGUCAAAAGAAGUAUUAAACAGAAGAAGUUAUGUAUUUACUAUUUACCACUGAUACUAUUAUUUUGUUCAUUGGAAUGAGGAUGCAUUUUUGUGAGAAAA